This is a messenger RNA of Protopolystoma xenopodis, 276 nucleotides long. NCBI's taxonomy places the organism in Eukaryota, Metazoa, Platyhelminthes, Monogenea, Polystomatidea, Polystomatidae. The record is from the annotation of a GenBank genome assembly.
GCUCUUCCAAGACAUCAACAAGAAGUGAGUUCGGCUCCAGGCUUGCGAGAUACUCCGCACUUAGAGACUGGAUCCAAUAGCAAGCGAGUUGGCCCCGCACCUCAUGCUCACUCCCGCACAUCCUCACAAGUUGAAUCAGCAGAAAGCGCCGGGAAUAUUGGCAGCGAAACUCGUGGAAAUCGUUUUUUUGGGGCUAGGCGGGAAGGAGAAGUACGAGCGACCAGUGCCCAAGAGGAAGGUGGCUUCAGCAGCACAUCAUCUGAGGACGAUAGAUAG